Pyrgilauda ruficollis (rufous-necked snowfinch) is the source of this 3254-nucleotide messenger RNA. It is a transcript of the gene GALE, whose product is annotated as UDP-galactose-4-epimerase. The transcript has 8 exons. The coding region runs from base 1182 to 2384 and encodes 400 amino acids. Gene Ontology annotation, biological process: beta-D-galactose catabolic process via UDP-galactose, Leloir pathway. NCBI's taxonomy places the organism in Eukaryota, Metazoa, Chordata, Aves, Passeriformes, Passeridae. The record is from RefSeq and is a predicted model, not a curated record. Gene Ontology annotation, cellular component: cytosol. Gene Ontology annotation, molecular function: UDP-glucose 4-epimerase activity.
GUGUGAAACUCCUCGGGUGCUCAGGUCCUUGGGAAGCGCCCCCAGCUCUUCUUUUUCAAGUAAUUCAUUGAGCAGUUUAGCUGUGAGACUGGAGAGGAGCACGGGAGGCUGCGUGUGCCUGCUCUCCGCAUGACUUCAAUAACCUGUAACAAUUACCAAACCUAAUGAACGCCACGGAAAUGAGGCGGAAUGGGGCAGUAAAUUGGGCUUUUGGGGCGAUAAUUCGGGGUUUUGGGGCGAUAAUUCGGGGUUUUGGGGCGGUAAUUUGGGAGUUUUGGGGCAACGGUCUCCUCCCGCCGCCAGGGGGCGCUGUGGCACCGGGCUCCCCGCGGUGGCCCCGCCCCCUCCCGCGCGCACCAAUGGCGGCCGUCCCUCGCGGAGUUUUGUCCCCGCUGCCGCCCCGUAGCCCUGACACGUUUCCAUGGAGGAGCGGCGCGCGUGGCGCCGGGGGGGGCGGAGCCAAGGCCCGGCCUUAAAAGGGCCGCGCCCCUCACGGGGCUGAGCGGGAGCGGCGGCAGCGGCGGGUGAGAGACCGGGGAACCGGGGGGGAACGGGCAGGGGGACGGCUGUGCUGCCCUGCCCUGCUUCCUUCGGCACGGGCAGCCCGAGCCCCCGCGGCUGGCGGUACCCGGCGCUCUGGAGUCAUUCCGGUGCCCGGCUGCGUUCCGCCGCUCGGCCCCGGGACCCCUCCGCUCGCUGCCGGGCCUGUCCCCGCUCCCCGGCUGGAACCCGCGCUGGUUCUGCCUUCCCCGCCCUCUCCCCCCGGGCCCAGGCGCUGUUUCCCCCAGCCCCGGGAGGGCAGUGUCCCGGUUCGGCUCCUCCCGGGCCGGGGUCCCGCGGGUGCCGUGCCUGCCCAAAGCCCUUCCUGCGGAGGGGCCGGCCCGGGAGGGAACGGCUGCAGGGCAGAGCUGGUGCCCUGCAGAGACCGCCCCGGUUAAUUAAUUAAUUAAUUAGCUAAUUAACAGUGAGAACUGCUGCCCUGAGGGGCACAGGUGAGCCCAGGGCUGGGUUCACCAGGAAGAGCCCGGGCUCCGGGAUGUGCCACCUCCGUGUCCGGGAGGUGUGACCGGCCCUGCCCCGCCCGUCCCUCGGGCAGGACCGAGCCGAGCCGUGCCCAACCGAGCCGUGCCGGGUCGUGCCGUGCCCAACCAAGCCAUCUGGCGCUGUCCCCGCAGGGAGCCAUGGCAGAGACCAUCCUGGUGACGGGCGGCGCCGGCUACAUCGGCAGCCACUGCGUGCUGGAGCUGCUGCAGGCGGGCUACGUCCCCGUGGUCAUCGACAACUUCCACAACGCCAUCCGAGGCUCCGAGGCGCUCCCCGAGAGCCUCCGGCGGGUGCAGGAGAUCGCGCACCGGCCCGUGAUCUUCCAGGAGCUCGACAUCACGGACGAGGCGGCGCUCCAGGAGCUCUUCAGGAAGCACCGUUUCUCGGCCGUGAUGCACUUUGCGGGGCUCAAGGCCGUGGGGGAGUCGGUGCAGAAGCCUCUGGAAUAUUACAGAGUGAACCUCACCGGGACCAUCCGGCUGCUGGAGACCAUGAAGGCCCACGGCGUGAGGAACAUCGUGUUCAGCAGCUCCGCCACCGUCUACGGGGACCCCAAGUACCUCCCCCUGGACGAGAAGCACCCGGUCGGGGGCUGCACCAACCCCUACGGCAAAUCCAAGUUCUUCAUCGAGGAGAUGAUCCGGGAUCUCUGCAGAGCAGAGAGGGACUGGAACGCCGUCCUGCUGCGCUACUUCAACCCCAUCGGCGCCCACGAGUCGGGGAUGAUCGGGGAGGACCCUCAGGGCAUCCCCAACAACCUCAUGCCCUAUGUGGCUCAGGUGGCAGUGGGACGCCGCGAGUUCCUGAGCGUCUUUGGGAAUGACUACAAGACGGACGAUGGAACGGGAGUCAGGGAUUACAUCCACGUCGUGGACCUGGCCAAGGGCCACAUCGCUGCUCUGAAGAAGCUCAAGGAGAACUGUGGCUGCAAGAUCUACAACCUGGGCACAGGCACCGGCUACUCCGUGCUGCAGAUGGUCCGGGCCAUGGAGAAAGCCUCGGGGAGGGAGGUAAGGGCAGAGCUGCAGGCUCACAGGCACAGGGCAGCACUGCCCCCACAGGGCCCUGCUCCCCCCCAGCAGCCCUGGCCCCGUUUCCUCAACCCCCCCGGAGCCCCCCAGCCCUCGGUGCUGCUCUCCCUGCAGAUCAAGUACCGGAUCACGGCCCGGCGGGAGGGGGACGUGGCCUCCUGCUACGCUGACCCCACGCUGGCCGAGCGGGAGCUGGGCUGGAAGGCUGCCUUUGGCCUGGACAAGAUGUGUAAGGGCAUCCCCUCCCUGGCACGGUGGGCACUGCCAACCCCCUGCCCUCCCUCACCUCCCCUCUCCUGUUCCAGGUGAGGACCUGUGGCGGUGGCAGCUGCAGAACCCCACGGGCUUCAGCAAGAACUGAGCUGUGCCGAGGGCUGGCCGGGCCCAAGGCUGCUCUGAGCCAGCUCUGCCUCCUUCCCCGAGGGCUGUCACCAUCCUGGGAGGGCACUUCCAGCUCCCCCUCCUGCCUCUGGCACGGGGCAGGAAGGCUGGAGCAUCCUCAGCCUCUCCCCUCCUCAUCCUCAUCCCCCAGGUCUUUUCAUCUCACAGAGCAGAACCACAAUGAACAGAGAACAGAGCCAGGGCCUGGUUUGGCACCACGGGCGUGGAACGCCCCUGGGAAUGCCCAGGGGCUGCAGCCAGCCCUGGCUGGGAGCUCCUGAGCCCUCCCUGUGCCCUGGGCAUCCAGCACUGGGACAGCUGAGCCCAACCUGCAGCAGAGCCCCUGUUCCCUCCUGGCACAGGGGGACCCCAAGGCACCUCUGCCCCUCCCCUGGCACCAGGAACCUCCCACAGGGACCAGUCACAUUCCAAGGCUUCCUCCAACCCCCCUUUUCUCUACCCCCAGCAUGGUUUUGGGGACCAAAUCUCAUCUCCCCCUCUCCUGCUGAGCUGGAGAAGCCCCUGCCCAGGGCUGUGCCAGCCUGGCCUGGCUGCCCACAGCCCCCUGGGUGCCUGCUCUGGCCUCCUGUGGCAGCCACUCCCCAGAGCCCGUUGCCAAAGGCUGCCCAGGAGCCAGCUCUGCCCCGUCCCACACUGCUUCUAUUUAUUCCUGGCAGCUCCCAGGGCAGGGAUGACGCAGCCAGCCCCGUGUGCUGUCGGCUGGAUGAAUAACUUAUGCUCCUAAAUUAUGAAUGGAGCUUUUGAUUUGUUUUUAAAAUAAACUUUCCUACUUUCUAA